Messenger RNA from Penicillium egyptiacum, 2550 nucleotides. The record is from the annotation of a GenBank genome assembly. Lineage: Eukaryota; Fungi; Ascomycota; Eurotiomycetes; Eurotiales; Aspergillaceae.
AUGGGCUAUGGCGUAGCAGGACCAGGCUCCUCGCGCUCAAACAGCCGGCCACCCCGCGCACGCUCUCAAGCACCCCAGGAAUCUGUCAAGCAGUUCUGGGAACAAUUCAACACGAAGUACCCGGGUAAAGUAUACACGGUGCUGCCGGACAAUCCCUACGCACGGACGCGGGCGAAACAUGUUCCCAGCGGCCGUGUUCGGGGCCACGAGGCCGUCAAAUCGUACGAGCAGGCGCGGCGCGAAUGUCAAAAGUCUGUCGACCGUAUUGUCAAGGAAUGUGAGCGUGUGAAUCAGAGAUACUCGGACCCGCACUUCGAUAUCGAGCUAGACCUGAAGUCUGGUCGGAGACACUAUCUCGAUGGAUUGGAUAAACCGAAUACGGAGAUGAGACCUCGGGGCGUGAAGAGAGUGACCGAAAUCUUUGAGAAUCCGCAGUUCUUUGUUAAUGGGCCUACCGCGUCAGAUGUGCGGCAGGGAUAUGAUGGAGAUUGCUGGCUCAUGGCUGCGCUUUGUACUAUGGGCAAUAAGGAGGAGCUGAUCGAGAAGAUUUGUGUUGCUCGCAAUGAAGAGGUUGGGAUUUAUGGGUUUGUUUUCCAUCGAGACGGCGAGUGGCAGCAGUGCAUUGUAGAUGACAAGCUCUAUCUACGCGCUGCUGACUAUGAUGAGUCUGUGGAAGAGCGACCCAUCUGGGACGACAUAAAUCGGACUGAUACGGAGGAAGAGUACCGGCGAGUCUGGCAGACAGGCUCGCGGGCCCUCUACUUCGCCCAGUGCGUCGACGAAAACGAGACCUGGCUACCCCUUCUGGAGAAAGCCUUUGCAAAGGCCCACGGGGACUAUUCUGCCAUCGAGGGUGGCUUUGUUGGUGAAGCUAUCGAGGAUCUCACCGGAGGCGUCACGUCUGAGGUCUUGUCCAGCAAUAUCCUGAACAAGGACCGCUUUUGGACCGAGGAAAUUAUGAAGGUCAACAAGGAAUUCCUCUUUGGUUGCGGGACGGGCCUGUUUUCAAACUGGUUGGAUCCUAAGUACCGGGGUCCACCGAGGGAUCGAAAGGGUAUCUCAGAGGGCCACUCCUAUUCCAUCAUGGAAGCCCGGGAGAUUGACGGGCAUCGGCUACUGCGACUCAGGUACGUGCAUGAAUGUGCUAGGCAAAGGCAAAUGAAUGAAAAACUCACGAAUCUAAGGAACCCAUGGGGUCGCAAAGAAUGGCAUGGUGCCUGGGGUGAUGGAUCCAAAGAAUGGACGCCGGAGUGGAUGAAAACUCUUGGCCAUAAAUUUGGCAACGAUGGUUUCUUCUGGAUCUCUUAUAAAGACCUCCUCAGGAAAUACCAGCACUUCGAUCGGACUCGCCUUUUUGGCCCUGAAUGGACUAUUACCCAGCAAUGGACUACCUUGAAUGUUCCCUGGUCAGCUGAUUAUCACAGCACUAAAUUCAUGAUGGAUGUGACUACCAGUGGUCCAGUAGUCAUUGUCCUGUCCCAGCUCGAUGCGCGCUAUUUCAAAGGACUAGCCGGCGAGUACAGCUUCGUGCUCAAGUUCCGCCUGCAGAAGGAAGGCGAACGGGAUUAUCUCGUGCGCAGCCAUAGCAGCCACUUCAUGGGCCGAUCUGUUAACGCCGAGAUUAACCUUGACCCGGGUCGCUAUCAUGUCCUGAUGAAAAUCACAGCCUUCCGCCACGAAGACGUAGAUUCAACCGAGGAAAUCGUCCGCCAGGUUGCCUCGACAAGAAGAGAGAAACUGGUGCAAGUUGGCCUUUCAUACGACCUCGCGCAUGCCAAGGGACUGGUGGGCGAGACAGAGCAGGAAAAGCGGGAGCAGGAGCUUUUCAAGGCAGCUGAGCGAAGAAAGCUUCGUGACGACAUUAAGAAAAAGAUGCAGAAGGACUGGAUCCGCAAUCAGAAGCUAAAUGCCCGACAAGAGCGCAUGGAAGCAAGGCGCGGGUGCCGCACCCCCAGCGGCAGCGGCAGCUCCUACGAUCACAACCCCGAACGCGAUUGUCUCCCCAGCCAAAUUCUGACAGAGAAACAAGUGGCAGAAUCCCCCAUAGAUGCUGGAAGCAUGUCGAGCGAAAGCGGUGACCGCCGUGUCAACGGUUCCGUCCCGAUCAUCCACGUCAAUGGCGGCCAGGGCCUGCACGAAAGACACGCAAGACGCGCAAGCAGCGGCUGGCGACGUGGAGCCGACUCGCCACGUCCCAGUCUAGACGCUCGGUUUGCUACAGAGGCUCUGGACCCGACUGAUCUCGAUUUACUAGAAGGGUUCGAAUUUGACAGCGAUCUCGAUAUGCCUCCUGACGAGGCGGAUGUGAAGAACCACCCUCCAUCAAUGGGCCAUGAUGAGCCUGCUGUUGACCCGUGGAAUGCCGUCUGUGUGGUCGGCCUGCGGGUUUACUCCAAGGAUCCGAUGUUGAGUUUGCAGGUUGUGCGUCCUGUGCCAGAGGAUGAUACUGAAGCUCCUCUGGACCGAGACGACCCUGCGGCGUCAGCGACUACCUCUCGGCGAGACACUUAUUCGUGGAGGGACUCUUGGAGCAGUCAGCUACCUAUAUAG